CGGCCUAUUACCCCAGCCCCCGGCCCCCGGGGGCUGACGGAUGGCCAUGGAGCUGUACCUCAAUAGCUGUUCUAAGAGUGCCAAAGUAGCCGCCACCAAGGUGGCCACCAGCACCCUGAAAGCUGAGAAGGACUGCGGCAUAAGCUCGCAGAAAAGAACCAUUCCAGAAGUUGGAGUAUCUCAUCUGUUGGAUAUGCCUCUAGGGGUCAAGCUACCAGUUCUCCCAGGAAGUACUAAUGUAUUCUAUACUACAAAUAUAAGUGAAACGCUCUAUCAACCUUCUUUUGGUUUUAAUCUUAAUGAUCCUUAUUGCCGACUUCUGGAACCCAGCUAUAAAAAUCUACACGAUCCACAUCUAAAAACAUACUAUAAGAGAAAAGAUAUGCUGAAGCGACUAAGGAAAGGCGGUUACAUCACCAGCAAUAAUAAAGUUAUAUGUUCCUUGAAAGAAUUGAAUAAGUACAGACAAUAUCUGACCACUUUAAAAAUAGACUUUCAAAAAAACUAUGAACGAGAGCAAAAAAUGAUUGAAAAGCAAGUAAAUGAUUUGCAAGAAAACAAGGGAGUCUAUGAUAAUUGUGAUGCUACCCGUUUCCAACAAUGGCUAUUACAGGGAAGCUCACAAACAACUCCAGACCAAGACUUGUUAAUAAAACGCAGAUAUUUACAUAUGAUUAGUAGAGAAUUAGACAAGAAUGAAAACACAACAGAAAGGCAAAGUGCACUUCAGAUGAAGGAAGAAGAAAGACGACAUCAGGAACAUCUAAGAAGGAAACUUAACUUACAUAAACAAAUUGAAGAGGAAUGGAAAACAAAAGAAAUGUUUCUUCUGACAAAAAUCAGAGAAGAAGUAAAAAGAGAAGCAAAAGUUGAAGAACAACGUCGGAAAAUCAAACAAGAGAUUGACCGGAAGAAACAAGCUCUUCUAGAGAAAAAAAUUGCCUAUCAUUAUCAAAAAGGGCAAAGAAAUGGGCAUAAAGCAAGUGAAUCACAAGAAAAUAUCCUUGAAAACAAAAGACAAGAUGAAACAGCUUCUGCUCCAAAGAAGAAGAUGAAUUAUAUUGCCAGUGACCAGAAAGUAUCCCAAGGACCUCAGGAGAAAAAACGUAAUUGA
Ictidomys tridecemlineatus (thirteen-lined ground squirrel) is the source of this 1114-nucleotide messenger RNA. NCBI's taxonomy places the organism in Eukaryota, Metazoa, Chordata, Mammalia, Rodentia, Sciuridae. The record is from RefSeq and is a predicted model, not a curated record.